AUGGCCGCACCAGCCGCACGCAUUGGCCGCUGAUCUCUGAUUGCCUCGCGAGCACGAGCAUGUGAUUUCACAGUAUAGUUAGAAGAAUAAUCUUUCUCGGUAACAGUUUUCUGUAUUUUAAUUUUACAUAGCGUGCACCUAACUUGUGAAGUUGAAAAUUAAAUUCGUAAGUAAGAUGUCCUCCAUUCUCCGCUCGACGAUUUAUUUCCGGCAGUACCUUAACCUCAAUCGUUCCCUAGCCGUAGCUAUUUCACCAACGAAGUUUCCUAAUAUCACCAGGAAAACCAUACUUACUCCCAUCGUUUGCUCUUCAUCGGAAAGUGUAAGGAGUUACUUUGACGCUGCAAAUGUCUCUAUUAGUUCUGUUUUGAAUAGAGUGGACAACUCUGUACGGCGAAAGUUUAGAGUCUCAGAGAUAGACUUAAAUCAUAUACUUGAACUCCUCAAACACCAGUGCUCGGUAACUCCAUCAGAAGCUGUGUUGAUUCUGCGGAUUUGUGGAAGUCUCUUGGCAGAAGUACUCCCAGAACAGAGGCAAAAGCUUGUUAAGGAACUGCUGGAAAUUUUCAAAAAGCAAGGUGUCAAGUUUGACAUAAUUCAUUACAAUGCUUUGUUGGCUGUGUACUUUGAAAACGGAAACAAAUUCACUCCAACAGAGUUCUUGUUGGAAUUGGAGAAGGAAGGUCUUCAACCAGACAGGAUCACUUUUCAAAGGCUUAUAGCUGGUUGUUGCAAGAACGGAGAUAUCGAAGGGGCCACCAAGAUACUUGAAUUUAUGAAAGAGAAGGAACUAGGCAUCAAUGAACAAGUUUUCAACGCCCUGAUUCUCGGUCAUUGUCAGCGCAAUGACUUAGAAAGUGCUCAAGGAAUCAUGGGUGUGAUGAAAGAAGCUGGUGUGCCUCCAAGUAAUGAAACCUACGCAACACUGAUGUGUGGAUAUGCAAAGUCUGGUAAUAUAGAUAAAAUUAAAGAGCUGUUUGACGAAUGUGAAAACUCCAAAAUUCUGCUCCUGAACAGAGAUAUCCUGAAAGUAGUGCAGGAGCUAGCUCUCAGCGGGCAUGCCAGCCACAUUUCUGAGGUUCUGAGUAAAGUGCAAGAAGGACCAGACUAUAAUCAGGAAGCAGUAAAUGCAAGUCUACCACUGAUUGCUGCAGGUCAAGAGGAAGCUGCAUACGCAAUCAGUAAAACUAUGACCAAAGCAUAUUUAAGAGAAGAUCCGCUCGAGAAUAUCUCUGUGGGUGGUCACUAUUUUGUUCGGCAACUGGUGAAAAGCAAUCGACCAAUGGAGAAAAUUAAGCAUUACACCAACCUCUUUGCAACAGAAAAUUCCGAUCCACUUUUGUAUAAUGUUGCUAUGAAAGAGGCUAUUCACAAAGGAGAUAUUGCUUACGCGAAAGAAUUUUUCAAGUUCGCUGAGGCACAUGGUGUUCCAGUGCGCCCACACUAUUUCUGGCCUCUUAUGAAGAAGCAGGCAAAUGAUAGAAAUACUGAAGGAAUUUACCAAUUGCUCGAGAUGAUGAUCGAAGACUUCAAACUGCUCACUCUGCGCGAGACAGUGCGAGAUGCAGCUGUACACGAUUUGGUAAAUUGUGGGGAGUCCUGGCAGUCUAUUUUUGAUAGAUGUACUGCCCUCACCAUUCCGUCAGGCACAGUAGCCGCUGCCCUCGUCAUCAACUUACUCAAAAGGAACCGCAUCAAGGAAGCUGCUGAAAUAGUGAAGGCGCACCGUGCAUAUUACCAGCCAUACUUCAUACGUCCUUUAUUAGUGAAAGCGUACUUCGGAACGAAGGAUUUAGACUCUUUCAUGACAAUUGCGCAUGCCAUGUACUUAUCAGUUAUGCGCCAGGAAGAUUAUCGAGGUAACUCAGAGGUAGCAGCCGAUUCGGAGGAUGACCCUCUUGCUGUCCCAGACAAAACAAACAUGAUAAGUAAAACUGUGUACGAUAUCUUGAACAACCUGGUUAAGGAUAAAAGGAAUGCAGAAGAAGUAGAACGUUUUCUCAAGGCUCUUCUUGACCAUGGACUCGGCAUCAGUGAAGCUUGUGCCCAGAAGAUUACUUCAUGGCUCAGACCAGUUCUUACCGCUGAAUUAGCUAAUGUGAUUGAACAACUAGCAUCAGAGAACCUGAAACCAGCAGCAUUUUCAUCUGCUGGAGCCUCAGCCCAGACAACAAGUUCAGACCGUUUUGACGAGAGGGUGCUUAGACAAAUCCUGAACCUAAGGUUGAAAGAUGGGAAACCGGUCGAUGUUAUUCGGCAUCAAUUAUUCCAGAUAUACUGCCGCUCUAGAGAUGUAGACAAAGCGCUUCAAAUGAAGCAGGAGAUAGAAGAAAGUGGCGAUUCUCUCUCAGAAGGAGAAUCUGCAAUUUUAGCUGAUGCGUAUAUUGCAGUGGAAGAUCUGGAGAAUGCUCAGAAGAUUUUCGACCAACUCAGAAAUGAAACUCCUGGCUUUAAUUUUGACUACUCAAAAACUAUGCGAUUUCUUACUUUACUCGUACAAAAAGAUAAACUUCAAGAGGCAGAGCAAUUAUUACAAAAUUCAAAUAUCAAAAGAGGAGAAGAGAAUUUGUUUGUAAUGAAAUCUACUGUCAAGAAUCUCUUAAACGCAGUUGCCGAUAAAAAUGAUCCGGAUCUUGUGGAGAAAUUCCUAAGUAUUCUUCAGUCAAAGCAAUAUAUUGAGGUUUCCAGUUUUAUUCUUGGAUCUGUCAUCAAAGCCUAUCUGAACAGAGAUGAUUUGGCUGGUGCAAUUGAGAAAUUUGAACAUAUUUGCAAUACGUACAACUUCACUCCAUUGAAGAAUGAGCUGACAAAGAGGCUCAUCAAGAACGAAGACACCGCAGCGCUCCAACGUGUGACGGAUCUUAGCACAGCAAUCCAUGGUGAAGUCAAUAGCUUGAUUGACCUCAUGGAGUGUUUCCUUGAAGUAGGGCGUACACAACAAGCGAGAAGAAUUUUAGAGACUCCUGGCUUGAGACUGCGUCAAGAUCGCUUCAAGCAAAUCAGUGAAAAUAUGUACACUAGGGGUGAAGAAGACGCCUUGAAGAACCUUAUCGAAGUAACGAGAGGCAUCCCUGACAUCAGCCGCUCCGUUUUCUAUUUGAAUCUUCUCAAACUCUAUGCUGAUGCUAAUGAUGCUGAAAAAGCGUACAGUCUUUUGUUGCGUAUGCAGGAGCAAGACGAGAUUCCAUCUGAUAAGUUUUUGGUUACAUUAGCUGAUUUACUAAGGAAGAAUGGGCGUGAAGUACCUUUCCAAGUCCCAGCUGUGGCAAAGCAGAUUCAAGAGGAGCUGAAGGUUGAAACAAAAAAACAAAAAUCGCCCAUCAAGGUUUUCCAAGAUUGUAUCGCUCAAAAUGACUUAGACAAAGCUCUUCAGUUUGUGAAUACAGGAAACAUUCCAAGCACGAUACUGUCCAGCUUGCUACCAGCGUUGAUGAAGAAAAAUAGAGUUUCAGAAGCAUUUUCAGUUAUCAAAACUAUCUCGGACAGGGGUGAUCAUGUCAAUGUCCAAGCUCUUAAACCCCUCUACAAAAAUCUAGGGGAGGCGGUCGAUUAUGAAACUUUGUGCGAGUUGAGGCGGAUACUCCCAGGAGAACAAGGUCAGGAUCCAUUUCUCCUUCGCUCUAUAUUUGUUGCGUGCAAAGAAGCAGGACGAAUUUCUGACCUGUUUAAGGAACUCGAUUUGGAAUUAAUCACAGCCGAUAGUGAACGACUCGAAGUUACGUUCCCAAUAGGUGUGCUUUUGAGAGUUCUAGCAGAACAGCCACAAUACUUGGCGGAAGUUGAAGCAUUGUGUGAAAGAGCAAAAGAAAAGAGCUUAACUGUAAGUGAAAAAUGUCUGUGGAACAUCUACACAGUUCUGGACAUAAAAUCAGAGGAAAGAGAGAGACUUCGAAACUCUUUGAUGCAGGACGAAAUGAACUUUUUUGAGCCUGCAAUAAAGCUUUGUGAGUACAGGGAGGAUUUUUCACUAUUAGACCGAAUCAAGGACGCCGUUUGGUCAAGCUCAAAUGGAGUAAACCUAGAGAGAAAAAAGGCUCGGAUAAUCACCGCAGAAAUACGCUUGUGCAUGCUUAAAAAUCAGCCCGAUGAAGCGUUGAGGAGACUAGAAUCAGGACUGAAAGAUGUAGAUAUCUCUCUAUUAAGAAGAAGUGUUUUGAAGAACUUGGAGAGGCAAGCCAAAGCUUCUAAUCUCCCAUUCGACUUUAAAAUUCCUACAGUCUCUGCAGAAGGUGAAGAUGAAAACAAACAGAAAGUCUCAACGCAGUAAUGCAUUUGAAAUUUGAAUUUCAACAAUUGUUGAUGGCAUCUCUUGGUUUUUAUUGAAACAAGAAGAAACAGUUUGCUGUAAUUUUCAAAUUAUUUUUGGCCUUCCCGGUUUGAAUCAUUGUGAAAAUCGACACCUCUAGAACAGACCUUUGCAUGAAUACCUUGGUGCGUACUGGAGCUGUGUUGCCUUAAAGAGGUGAACCUUAUUUUUUGAGCCCCUCGAGCUCACUCAAUUAAAACAUUGUCGUAGUUUCAAUGCCAGUGGCAACUCUCUGCAAAGAAUAUUUCUUAGCUCCUGAUUCACAAUUAUCACCCGAUGCCCCCUUUCUAUGAAUCCUCUCAUAUGUGAGUCACUAUUUUUGAUCAUUUUAACUUGUCAACCGAUCCAGUUUUGUAAAUAUUAGUCUAGGAUUUUGUUGUAGUUUUUCUCUUCUUUUUUUUCUACUGUUUUUUCUUUACUGUUGAAUUGUGUUAGUCAUUUUGUAUCACUAUGAAAUAUUGUAAAUUAUUUCGAGAAAAAAAAAAAAAAAAAAAAUUGUAAACAUCGAA
Molecule: messenger RNA, 4815 nt
Organism: Bemisia tabaci
Lineage: Eukaryota; Metazoa; Arthropoda; Insecta; Hemiptera; Aleyrodidae
Source: RefSeq, a predicted model, not a curated record